UCCACUCUGAUACCUUGCCAGGUGUACUCAAUAUGAGGUCUCACCUAUUCAGUUAACAAUGUGUCAUAAGCAAUAAUGUAGAUAGUCGUGUAAUUGCGACCACGAAUACGCCAAAAUGGAAAUUACUCUUGUCGGACUCGUUUUACUAUUUUUAUACGAUUCUAGUCAGUCAGUAGAACUUACAGCGCAUUUAUCUGAAAAUGGUUUGCACGGGUUUGUCACAUUCUCUGAAGAAAGCGGAAAUAUACACAUUGGAAUGAAACUGGAUACGCAUUCCAGCUGGAAAUGGAGUGUAAGGGAGCUCCCGAUUGAUUAUUCCCAACUUGAAAACAGAUGCCAAGAAAGCAGACUUGGCCCUGUUAUUCUAGAUCUCACAUCUAUGUUCGGCGAGCUUACAAACAUCAGUCAAUCAAUAUCAACACGUAAUGAUCAGGUACCGUUGACAGGAAAGAGCGGUAUCUGGUCAAGAUCUCUUCUUCUUCAGUCUUCCGCUGGUCAACGGGCUUGUGCAACGAUUGUGGCAAGUGGAAACAGCAGUGUUAAAGUUGCGGAAGCACACUUUGCUGGAGAAAACGACAUUAGUGGUCGUAUCCUUAUUGAGUGGUUUGGAAGCAGCUCAGCCUCUGAUGCUGUUUUUUACACAGACCUUUAUCAUGCGAAGAAAAGGUUGGCUACUGAACACGAUUGGCGAAUCUACACGACAGACAUCCUCGAGUCAGAAGCAGAUAAGGCAAAAGCUGAUUGCAACUCGCUCCAAGUAAUUCUGAUGGAGUUAACAACGAGGGUUGGAAAAGUAAGGGUAGGAGAAAGGAUGCUCAUAAGGGAUUCUGAUCUUCCUCAUACAGACAUCGGAAACCCCAAAAGAAUCCAUUACAUUGUCAUUAUGGACAACAUUCAUCCCGAGACAUUUUUAAACUGUGCCCGGAUAAUCCCAAAGCCACCAACUCUUUUAAAGGCAGUGAUACGUGCACAUGGAGUGACUGGAAGUAUAAGCUUGCAGCAAGAAUCGCAGCUCACACCGACAAGAGUGUUUCUUAAUGUGACAAAAGUGAAUGAUCCAGUUCUUGGCGGUUUUCGAAUACACACCCUGCCUGCUAUGCCGCCUCUUGAUAACUCACCGAAAUUGGACAAGUGCAAGGAUAUUGGAGAUGUUUACAAUCCAUUGGAAAAGGGACUCGGAGCCGAUGCACCGAUAUCAGCUGAACACAGUCAAGAUAAUUAUGCAUUGGGAGAUUUGAGUGGAAAAUUAGGUUAUGCUGGUGAAAGAGAGUGGGAUGUUUUUCUACCGUUGACUGGAAAGUACAGUGUCGCACAUCGAUCUCUAGUCAUUUAUAGAAAUGGUGAAUCAGGAAUAGAAGAGCCAUGGAUAUGCGUAACAUUGACUAGAUAUAAAGCAACUCAACCUGAAUACAAAAUGCCAGUGGUAACUGCUGAAGUUACAUUUAGAUAUCCGAUUGUCGGUCGUAUUAUAUUUCAACAGCCAGAUCCAUUUGGUGAAACGACAAUUUUAGUUGAAAGAUUGGUCCAUGCCGAUGGCACUUCACUCAAUACGACCAAGGAACACAGAUGGGGCAUUCAUUUAAAACCACCAGGGAAAGAUUUUUUCAACUGGACGGCCCGAUGUGUGUCUGCAGGGCCUGCUUUCAACCCAACGAAGGUUAAUCCAAAUGUAAGUGCAGAAUCUGUAAUCGGCGAUCUAACUUCACGUUUAGGAAACCUUGUCAUUGCCGGUGCGAAGAAGUUACAGAGAGAAAGCAGGUUCUUAUUCACAGAUGAUAGGCUCCCGCUCACUGGGCAUAAUUCCAUCAUGGGGAAGUCAGUCAUUAUCUUCGACGACCAUGGGCCUAAAGCCAGGGGGGACCGUCUCGCCUGUUCCAAAGUGAUGGGUGUGUUUCGGAGGAAGGCUGUCGCAAGAGAUUGGUUCGGAAAUGGCUUUAUGGCCAGCGUCAGCGGAAAAAUUGAGUUUUACCAACAAACCGCUUAUGGCUUGACUGACAUCGACAUAAACCUCCAAGGGCUUCAGGACAUAAGUGACUUCCAAAUUCACAUGACACCUGUACUAGAAAUUCUCGAAUUCCCUUGCCAACAAAACACCCUGUAUGAGGUCUACAACCCAUUUAACGCACCGUCUUCGCUUCAAGGCGGGACCCCAGAUCAGUUGAGGGUCGGAGAUUUGAGUGGAAAGUUCGGCACACUCUCAGGUCACAUGUCAGUCAAAGAAAUCGGUUUUAAUGACACAAAUUUAAUGCUUUUUGGCCAAACAUCCAUCAUCGGACGAUCGUUAGUUUUAUACACAAAAACACACAACAAGAGAUGGGCCUGUUCAUCAAUUGAAAGAGGAUAUGCCCCAUCUGAAGCAAGAGAACUCAGAGCUAUUGCUUCUUUUCAUCAUCCACUUGGAUUUGCGUAUGGCUAUAUGAGAAUGACACAACUUAUUCAUAUUGAUGGAAGCAGCAGUGAUACUGUUAUAGAAGUUAAUGUCCGGCAUCCUGGAAAGCACGAUCGGAAUGUUACUUUCAACCACAACUGGGCCAUUUAUGUCAAUUCGAUCGGUGUAGAUGCCACGGUUAAGGUGUUGAACACAAGGUGUACAGCAGCCGGGUAUAUCUGGAACCCUUACUACACCCAACUAGCUGAUCCUUUAAAUGAAGAUCUGUAUAAACAGGAAUGCGGAUCAGAUUUGCCUCUGAGGUGCUAUGUUGGCGAUCUUUCAGGAAGGCUUGGCCCUAUCAAUUUGGGCACUGGGAGAAAAGUUUUCACCGAUGCUAAUUUCCCAUUAGAGGGAAAAACAUCAGCAUUAGGUCGGUCAAUCGUUAUUUUCGACAAAGACGGAGGUCAUGACAAAUAUGCUUGCGCCAACAUCGAGCCGGACUAUUACACUGUAAAAUAUGUCAAUGUGAGAAGACCCCCGAAAUUUGUCGUAUCUCAGUUCCUCGAAGAUGUGCGGAACGUUAUGGGAAUCCCUGAAUGGUAUUUGACCAUAGAUUCGAGAAAAACUAACAUACUCUACAAUGGAGCUUGCAUACAGCUUUUAAUACAUUUCAAAGGACCAAAUGCAAACAAAUUAGAACAGGAUUUUAGCCGGCUGCUAUCAACGGGGAAACUCGCUCAGCCCAGCCUCUACAUCCCGGGAUACGUCACCCCAAAAAGUCGUCGUUCGUCAAUUUCUUACAAGCUUUGUUCAACUUCUCCUGAAGAGAGAAAGUUCCAGUUUAAAUCCAAGUCAUCGUCAUCGACCAUGAUAAAACCGACAUUAUUAACUGUGUUCUUCGUAUUUCUGUUGAGUCGUUUUUGAACUUUAUUGAUUGCCUUUCUGCAAGACUGCCAGUUUUCUACGAUAAUUUAGCUUAGUUUAAAAUCGCUGUUAUUAAGGGUUUUUUUUUUUUACCAUAAAUAAUUUAAUGUUGUUGGAUU
Messenger RNA from Cimex lectularius (bed bug), 3414 nucleotides. RefSeq lists its product as uncharacterized. The record is from RefSeq and is a predicted model, not a curated record. Lineage: Eukaryota; Metazoa; Arthropoda; Insecta; Hemiptera; Cimicidae. Gene Ontology annotation, molecular function: metal ion binding. Gene Ontology annotation, biological process: superoxide metabolic process. The transcript has 20 exons. Bases 116 to 3295 code for a protein of 1059 amino acids.